AGGAAGAACAAAGGUGGGCAUUGCCGGGCAAUCUUUGUGUUCGGCUUUGUAAAAUGGCCGCUAGUGGAUUUAAUGACUCCAUAAGCUGAUUAAGGACAUUGCGAGUCCAGAUUUUAUUAUACACGUCCGUGCCUAAUGGCGGGAUAUUGUCUGACUCCUUGUAAGAAAACAACGAGAAAUCAUUACAGCAAAAGAAAUCCAUAUUACUGAAAAAAAAUUAUCUUGGGAACCACAUCCAGUAAGUUAAUGUUAACAAGGACAAUCUGAUGCAUUCUAUGGCGCACUGGGAGAUAAGGGUCAGGCAAAUAAUGUGUCUGUGGCUAAACUAUACUUAUAUCAAUAUUGUCCUUGUUCAGAGCGAUGAACAAAAAUGAGCUUGUUAGGUGUGAAUAUUAACGGAUCAGCUGACAUCCUCCAUGUACAUAUUGUUACAUGUAUGCUCUGUUGUUAAUAAUGAUUCAAAGUAAAAUACAUAAUUCAAGCUCUAUAGUCUUAAAAUAAAUUUGUUCCUUAGCAUUUUACACCUUAUUACAAAAAUGGCCAAAGCACACGACUCAAACUUAUUCAGGAGGAAGUCAUUCUUUCCCUGUGCGUAGCAGACUUCCCUUUCAAUAUUUUUCCACUGUGGUGGAAAAACACUAAAGUAUGUUUAAGCACUGAUUUACUGCAGUAGACAGGUACAAAGAAUAUCAUGAAAUUUCAGUACUUUACCUUCCUUUUAUACCAUGACGUUGCAGCUUGCUAGCGCUAUAUCGUGUAUAAAAAAGUGUUUAUAAAUAAACAUGUAGAUGGUUUCCAAAUUUGAAAACCUUUCAGUUAAUAUACUGUAGUAAAGUUAAAUGCAAAAAACGCAUUAAGAUACCUUUCGUACGAAUUCAUAAGCCUACAGACAUGGUACAAUCUUGUCGGUAUUAUAAGAUUGUUCUAUAUGUACAUUGUAUAUACACCAUAACAAUGAGAAAUUUGGCCUUGGAGAGGGAGUCUUUUUUUACUUGUUUGAUUUUCGUAUUUCAUGCCAAUGAAGUCAUUAUUAAGCUGUUAAGAGAAGUUUGAAUCAUCUCUUUCUUCACGUCAAUUUCACCUAAAAUUAAGAAUUUUAUAGACAUCCCCCUCAGCUCCCCUAAUCCAAUUGUCGAUCCUACGGGUCCAUUCCUAAUCAAAAUGUCGAUCCUACGGUGCAUUCCUAAUCAAAAUGUCGAUCCUACGGUCCAUCCCUGAUCGAAAUGUUGAUCCUACGGUCCAUUCCUAAUCAAAAUGGUAUAACGACGUAUUUCCCCAUAAUUGAGAUCUUAGCCAUCCUGCCUUUUCAUAUAUUCUAGUAGAGAGCACUUGCCUAUAUAGGCAGGUAUGUCUGUCAAUUGUUUUCUUGAUGAUUCCUUCCGUUUCCAUCCACGCAUUACUUAAUCAAUGAAAUUGAAACCGAAAGUCAUAAUGCCUGCUUUCAAGUCAAUAAAGCGAGCGGCAUGAAUGGUAGGCCCAUGCAUCGAACGCUGGUCCAGAGUGCCACGUAAACACAUCGACAAUUAAGUCCAGUUACGAUUUACGUAGAGGAAAUAUCGCGAACAAUUUCCUUGUUUUACCGACGGCUAUUGUCUCGAUUGAGAGAAAUGGAUUCGAGUGAGUUUGCUACCGAGCCACUGUUCAGAGUUGAGUAAUACUGAGACCGAUUUUCCUAUUCAGCGACUCCGCAGCAUACCGGGGGUAAUAUUCCACCUGAUUUUUAUUAAAACUAUCAAAAUAAAAAAACUACAUGAUGUUGAUUUAGAACAAACAAAACUCGUCAAUGACAAUGUUGUUAAGGAGAUUAGAUUUGUAUCAUAUUGGACUCUCGAUAUCUUGAUUGUCAAGCAUAUAUCCGGGUUCAUGACUUUCAGGUGCACUGCGUUGAUCGCUUCUGAGAGAGGGUUGAGAGCGGUGUCUGAGCGCUGUGCCGAGUAUUCAAUAUUCAGGAGACAUUUUUGAAGACAUGACGAAACAAAGAGGGGUGAUGUUUGCACAACCUUUGCGCGGGUUGCUAUGGGGGAUGACCUUUCAACUUGCGGUUGUUCUCUCUGAGCAGGCUAAUGCUCCUGGCUACUUGGGAUGUUUCGGAGAUGAUUAUGAUCGUGCACUCCCGGCCGGUUUUGGAGAAGACUAUUACGAACAGUCGGUAGAGUGGUGCUUCAGAUACUGUCUGGAGGGUCGGUCAAGGCAGCACAAAUACGCUGGACUCGAAUACACAACUGAAUGUUACUGCGGGGAUAACGAUAACUAUGACAAACACGGGAGACAGCCGGAAUCUGACUGUCAAGACAAGUGUCCUGGGAACAGCGACCAGAUCUGCGGGGACCGUUGGAGGCUGUCCGUGUACAGAAUAUCCCAAGGCGUGUGCAGUAAUGAUAUUGGACCACCGACCAACGGAGACCACACCAUCAACAACCCACGUUCACUGGAUUACAAUCUCAACAACUUCAAGUUCUUCAGGACUCGUGUGGAUUUCUCCUGUGACGUUGGAUACACUCUUCAUGGAGCCUCGUCCAUUGAAUGCAUAGACACGGGCUACAACAACGUCACAUGGAGUGACUCGGUUCCGACCUGUCAAGUUCCAACAACAACGUCCGAGUUUACGACAAAUGUGCCCACCACCACGAUUCCGCAAAGUACUGUUGUUGAUGAGAGAGGGACUCUGACAGCGGCAGGAGCGCCCUCUUUGACGCGGUCGAGCAGCAAGACACCCGGGACGAACAACCCAAACGUUGGAGCGUUGAAAACAGAAAUGAUAAUUGGAAUAGCAGUUGGCGGUGCGGUACUUGUGGCACUGGGACUGUUAGCAAUCUUGCUCUGCGUGAAGAAAAGGAAAAAUUCAAGACAGAAGGACCCAGCUGUUGCCAUGGCAACCAUUGGAGAAAAUUUCAUCAACAAUACGUACGGACUGCCGGAGGUGGUAAGCCAAUCAAUGCCGGAGCAGUCACCUCCACCCAUCUACAGUCAGGUCAUCAAAAGAAAGACCGAUUGUGACGACCUGUACGCCACUCCCGAUGACGUCACUAGCCCUGUCAAAGAGGACUCGCCUGAAAACCAAUCACACAACGCAGGCUUUGUGUCUUUAUCACGUGACCAGGAGAGUGGGUGGGUUGAAAACUCGCUGUACGCAUGUGAAUCGUUUCCAGUCGAGCCUGAAGCGACAAUUAACGAUUCAGACGGACAAACAAGCACUGGACCGCCACAGAAUAUGGAAGAAAAAUCCAGCUGGGUAGAAAAUAUCAUUUACGAAUAGAAAACAAACCUUGUGCCAACCACCGGAUGAGCCGUUUAUCAUGCAAUGGAAGACUAAAAGACUUUGUAGAUACCCAGCCUAAUAUGUGGGAAAGGGGACCCCCCUAAUGUGAUGCACAAGUGGAAUACCCUGAGGCUAUUGUGCCUACUGCACCCCCUGGAAAUCUGAGAGGAAUUCCAA
Messenger RNA from Acanthaster planci (crown-of-thorns starfish), 3436 nucleotides. RefSeq lists its product as uncharacterized. NCBI's taxonomy places the organism in Eukaryota, Metazoa, Echinodermata, Asteroidea, Valvatida, Acanthasteridae. The record is from RefSeq and is a predicted model, not a curated record. Gene Ontology annotation, cellular component: plasma membrane.